Saprolegnia diclina VS20 is the source of this 6063-nucleotide messenger RNA. RefSeq lists its product as hypothetical. The transcript is spliced from 4 exons. Gene Ontology annotation, biological process: establishment or maintenance of microtubule cytoskeleton polarity; microtubule polymerization; centrosome duplication. Gene Ontology annotation, molecular function: microtubule plus end polymerase activity; microtubule plus-end binding. The coding region runs from base 1 to 6063 and encodes 2020 amino acids. Gene Ontology annotation, cellular component: spindle pole; centrosome; microtubule plus-end. Lineage: Eukaryota; Oomycota; Saprolegniomycetes; Saprolegniales; Saprolegniaceae. The record is from RefSeq and is a predicted model, not a curated record.
AUGAGCCAGCCAUGCCUACGGAACAUGAGCUGCAAAUGCCCCCUCUGCGCAGGAGAAGACCUGUCCGAGCUCCUCGCGCUGACCAAGACCAUCUCGAGCAACAUCCAGUACGGCGACGGGGACGAGGGCGACGAGCCACCGCCGCCUGCCCGAGGUGGCUUCAUGGCCAACUCGCCUCCGCCAGCGCCCCGAAAGACAUUCGUCGCCAACUCUCCGCCUGUCCAGGCUGCGAAGCGCGCGGCCGCGGCGCCGAAAGUCCCGCCACUCGAGUUGAAGGCCGCCGAGACAGCGCCGCCGCCACGAGCAUCUCCCACACCGAGCGACGAGCCGAGCCCGAGCCAGGCGCCGCGACAGACGAGCGACGAGCCUCCGUUGGCGUUCGAAGCGCUUGAAGCCAAGGUGGCCGACAAGAACUGGAAAGUCCGAAAAGAGGCCUACGACGACAUGAAGCUCGCGUUCGAGACGGGGCGAGGCGUCGACGGCGGCAACCCGAUCGAGUUCUUUGGCAAGAUGGUCGACGACUCGAACGCCGCUGCGAUGGAAGCCGGUCUUGCUGCCGUGCUUGCGUACACAAAAGAGGCGACGCCGCAGCAGUGGAGCAACAGUGUCAUUGCGCGGACCAUGACCAAGGUCGUUGACAAGUGCUUUACGGGCCGACCCGGCACGGUCAAGCUCGCGGAGGAGCUCGUGCUCGAGUACAUCCACCAAGGCGGCGGCGAAGAUACGAUUGCAGCGCUUAUCGAAGGCACGAAGAACAAGAAGCCCAAGGCACCUCCGCUGUGCGUGAGCUUGAUGCUCGAGGCGCUCAAGACGUUUGGCCCGCGCGUCGUGCCGGUCCCUCCGCUCAAGGCGGCGCUUCCCGCGCUCUGCGAGUCGACCGUCAACAACGUGCGUCCGACGGCGCUCAAGGUCAUUUGCGAACUGUACCGUUGGACAGGCCCGCCAUUGGUCCAAGACAUUGUCAAUGGUCUCCGUCCAGCGCAAAAAACAGAGUACGAAGAGCUCAUCAAGGACAUCACACCCGGCCAGGCCACGGUCACGCGGUACGUCAAGGGCAAGGAGCCCCGCGCGGCCCCCGCGCCGCGUGGAGCUCCUGGCCGUGCGGCGGCCGCCGCCCCCGUGGCUGCCACCAUGGACCCGCGCGACUUUGCCGAGACGAUCGACCUGCUCGCUAAGCUACCGAAAACCGAGUUCAAGGCCAAGCUCGCGUUGCCCAAGUGGAGCGAGAAGGUCGCGGCGCUGCAGAUCAUUCUCGACACGGUUGGGUCGGUGCCCAAGCUCGCUUAUGGCGACUUUGGCGACCUCGUGCACACCCUCAAGCUCUGCAUGCAAGACGCCAACGUCAACAUCACGGCCAAGUCGAUUGAGGUCCUUGGCGUGCUCGCCGACGGUGUCCGCAAGCCCUUCUCGCAGUACGCGCGUCUCAUGCUGCCGCUGCUCCUCAAGAAGCUCUCGGACAAGAAGUCGCUGAUCCUCAACGCGACGCACCAGACGCUCGACAUGUUUCUGCAGCAUGCCUUGCCGCUCGACGCGAUGAUGGACGAGAUCAAGCUCUCGGUCGACGGCGCGACCAACAAGAUUCCCGCGGCGCGCGGCCAAACCAUUGCUUUUUUGCAGCGCGCGAUCGCGAAGAAGUGGGUCAACGUGAUGGACGCCGCGCUCAUCAAGACGCUCGGCGAGCUCUUUGCGAGCGGCAUUGACGACUCGGACCCGGGCCUGCGCAAGGCCGGCGUCGAGGCCAUGGUCACACUCGUCGAGUCGUCGGACAGCGCGAGCCGCAUGGUCAAGGCGACGCUGGACGGGCUCGAGAAGCGCCAGCCGCGCAGCUACAGGACGAUCGAGGCUGCCAUGGGCAGUGCCGGUAGCAGUGCGUCGUCGGAUACCUCGUCGUCGGCGCCGACGAUGCCCGCGUCCGUGCCAAAGACGGCUGUGCCCAAGCCUCUGGAGGCCAAGAGCACGCCCAAGCCGGCCGCCGGUCCUCCGAGUCGGCUGGCGGCAGGCAAGAAGCCGGCACCGGCGGGCAAGGGUCCUGCGGCCAAAGCCCCUAUCGCGUCGUCGUCGUCAGAGACCAUGACCCUCUCGAGCGCCGAUGCGGAGCAGAUGCUGGCGGAGCUCGACCUCGAGCAGUGGUCGUCGAUUGUGUCGGGCUUUGGCAGCGCCAAGUGGUCGGAGCGCAAGGCGUCGUUCGAGCUGCUCGAAGAGGUCGUCAAGGGCAACCCGGACUUGGCGAGCACGCACACGGAGGCGCUCGUCAUGUACGCCUACGGCCAAACCAAAGAGUUUAGAGAGUCGAACGUCCAAGUGCUCAAGAGCGCGUUCCAAGCGCUCGCGACGAUCUCGGACGCGUGCGCCGACGUGCUUCCAAAGAGCGUUGUGUCGUUCUUGGUGCCGUGCUCGAUCGAGAAGAUUGGCGACCGCAAGAUUAGCGACGUGGUCAAGCUCUUGCUGGGGUACUUUUGCGAGCACGUCGGUCCUGCGUACGUCCUUGGAUGCGUGUACGCCCACAUGCCCAACGUCAAGGCCGUGCUCGCGCUCAUUGACUGCCUUACGUUCUUCAGCGAGUGCAUCGCCGACUUUGGCGUUGCGCUCUGCGACCCGCGCGCGCUCAUCGACUUUGUCAAAGGCGCACAAGGCCUCGAGAGCUCGAAUCCCAAGUGCCGCAUCGCAGCCAUGAGCGUCUUUGGCACCAUGUACUCGCAGCUUGGCCCGGCGCUGCGACCGCUUUUGGGCAUUGACAGCUGGAAGCCGGCGCUCGCGUCGUCGGCCGAGGCCGAGUUCAAGAAGGUCGGGUACAGCCCCGCAACGGCGACCGCUAGCAUUUCGCGCAAGCUGCGCCACGUCGAAGACAACGGCGGCUCGGUCUCGCUCGCCGCUGCGCUCGGCCGCGUCGACAUCAGCACCAAGAUCUCCAAGGAAAUGCUGGCCGACAUGCAGAGCGAGGAAGACAAGGCGGCGUGGAAGAAGCGACUCGCUGCCAUGGAGGCGGCCCAGCGCCUCUGCGAAGAGGCCGGCAUGAUGAUUGAGCUGACCAAGCCCGUGAUCGAGGUCAUGAAGGCGCUGAAAGGUCGUCUCGCCGACUCGAACGCGAAUCUAAAAGUCAAGGCCGUUCAAGUCAUUGGUGUCUACGCCGAGAGCAUUGGGCCCAGCAUUGCCAAAUUGAGCAAGGGCAUGGGCGCCAACAUUGUCUCGGGCGUCUCGGACAACAAGAAGAACAUGCAAACCGCGUGCGUCGAGACGCUCAACAAGUGGGUGCUGCACGAAGGCGCGACGUCGGCGCCGUGCCUCGAGUCGCUCCUCCCGUUCGUCGCCGAAGGACUCAAGAACACGGUCGGUCGCGCUGAGCUCCUCGGGUGGACCGUGCCCCACACGGAGAGCGUCGGCACUAUGGACUUGCGCUGCCUCAUUGAACCGACGAUCGACUGCCUCCAAGACAAGGCGUCGGACGCACGCGAGAAGGCCCAACUGCUCCUGAUCCAAGUCUUCCGGUCUGUCGGGAAAGAAGCCGUGUACGCAGGUUGCCGUGAUGUACUGCCGGCCAAGAUGCGCACGCUCAAGCCAAUCAUUGACAAGGCGUGCCAAGCCGCGACGGUCGACACAGCUCCGAUUGCCGAGGUCGAAUCGAAGCCACCGCCGCCGCCCAAGGUCGCUGCCCCCGCUCCCCCUGCAGCGCCCACCCGGCAAAACUCGCUGACGGCACCGGCGCCCGUCGCCAAGGCGCCCAAGAAGGAAGAGGCCGCUUUGCUUUUGAGCAGCGACAAGAUGACGCGCCUCGAUCGCAACCGCAAGAACAAGUGGAUCUUUGAUGCGACCGACGCGGGCGAUUUGAAUGCACGCAAGGCACAGGUCGAGGCCGAGUGGGGUCCGUACAUGUCGGCUGACUUGCGCGCCAAGCUCUUCUCGGCGUCCCCGGACAAGAUUAUGGAGGGGAUUGACGAUCUCUCGAAAUGUGUGACGGACCAACCACGCGAUGUGCACACGUCACUGGACUUAAUCAUGAAGUGGUCGACGCUGCGCAUUGUCGACAACAACGUCCAAGUCCUCGCCAAGAUGCUCGACUUUCUCGUCAAGCUUUUGACGAUGGUGGCCGACAGCAAUUGGGAGCUCGAUGACGUUGAAGCCGGCAUUUUCCUCCCGUACCUCUGCCAAGAGUCGGGGCAGCAAAAGCCUCGCUUCCGCCUGCGCUGUCGCGACGCGUUGUAUUUGGUCGUGGACGUGUACCCGUCGGCAAAGUAUGUUCCGUUCCUCCUCGACUGCGUCGCCAACUCGAAGAACACCAAGAGCCGCAUUGUGUGCCUCGAGACGCUCGAGUACAUUGUGCAAGAGCACGGGUACGCCGCCGUGGGCAAAAAGUGCCUCCGCGAGAUGGCCAAGUGCGUCGACUGCAACGAAAAGGACGUGCGCGAAGCCGCCAUCCAAGCGCUCGUUGUCGUCUACACGCAAGUGACCGACCCGAACAUCGACCGCUUCUUUGUCCUCUGCAACGUAACAAGCCAAAAAGCCAUGGACCUCAUCAACCUCAAGAUCAAGUACCAUCCGACGGAUCGCCCGACAGCCAAGGCGGCGCCCGUCCAAGACGAGCCCGCCGAGGAGCCCACAGCGUCAUUUGAAGCGGUCAAGACACCGUUGCCGUCGCCAAAGCGCCCCGCCAUGGUUCGGACGCCGUCCAAGUUGGCGCCACCGACGUCGAUUGCGACACCAACGACGAUUGCACUGCCGUCGCCGGCCCGGACGUUGCCGACGCCGACCAAGCGCAAGGAGCCGUCGCCGAUCGAUGUGCGCGUGAUGCUGUUUCCGUCGCUGCAAAAGCUCGUCGCGAGUGCCAAAGAGCUCACGACGGACCCGGUGCUCUUUGAGCAAGGCAAGGACGCGCUCAAGACGCUGUACGUGAUGGCGUCCAAGAGCACUUCGGCCGAACAAAACUUCCUCCAGGACAACAUCAACGACGUGCUCGUGCAGAUCUGCGCCAUCAUGCACGCGAGCUUUGGCAAGCUCCAGAGCUCGCAGAUCGAGCUCUACGUGCUCUCGCUGUGCCUCUCGACGAUCGCCAACUUGCUCAAGCACGACAACUUUGCGGCGCGCGUCCAACGGUUUGCGAUCGAGCGGCUCGUGCUCGAGUCGUGCUUUGGCUUGCUGGAUCCGCGCAUUGAAGACACGGAGGCGUCGUUUGCCAAGCGCGUCAUGACGGCGCUCAACAAGCUUGCGAUGACGGUCGCGUACCAGCUGCGUGUGAGCGAAGUCCUUCCUGCGAUGCUCAACCUCCUCGAGCGCAUCGUGCACGACCACGCGCCCGAGUACACACUCCGUGACGCGGUCAACCGCGGGUUGAAAAAGCCGACGCUGGAGCGGCUCGUCAGUAAACUGCUCAUCAAGACGGCGCGGCGCGAGCUCGGCAUGCCCGAGCCUUUCCUCAACGUCGACGUCUCGGGGCUGCUCCACUCGAUGCACAGCUUCUUUGCGACGUUUCCAGAAGACAAGACGUACAUUCACGACGCGGCGCGCAACGCGAUCAAGGCCAACCUCAAGUUUCUCGCCGACCACUGCGCCACGAGCGGCCGCCGCGCCGUCUUUGAAGCCGCGCUGCGCGACGUGCCGCUCUCGUCGCCGAUCCACGCGAUGCUGACGGACAUGCAGUACGACUUUGGCCAGCCAGCCAGAGUGCGCAACGUGUCCGAGUCGGUCGACACGCUGGGCGACGCCACGGCCGAUGCCCACGCCAAGAAGCAAGCGCUUCUGGGCCUUGUGGACGCCAAGCAAGCCCACGCUGGCGGCAACCUUGCGUCGGCCCUGGCGGAGAAGGGCCUUGUCGCCAACGAAGAGGCGCGACGCCUCGCCGAGGAGCUCGAGCCGUCCGAGUAUGCACGCGGUACGCCCAAAGUACCCGCGAUUCUCUCGACACCGUCGCGGCUCACGGCCUUCUCGGCACAAAACUUGACGCGGUCGGCGUUCAAAGCGCCGGAAGCACCAGUUGUGACCGAGGCGCCGCCGGUGGCCAACCCUGCGCCGCCCAAGUCGCUCGCGCUGCUGGACCUCAAGCAGCGCCUCGCGCGUAUCCAAAUGCAAUAG